Melospiza georgiana is the source of this 1349-nucleotide messenger RNA. RefSeq lists its product as uncharacterized. Gene Ontology annotation, cellular component: nucleosome. The transcript has 3 exons. Bases 14 to 1321 code for a protein of 435 amino acids. Gene Ontology annotation, molecular function: DNA binding; structural constituent of chromatin; protein heterodimerization activity. NCBI's taxonomy places the organism in Eukaryota, Metazoa, Chordata, Aves, Passeriformes, Passerellidae. The record is from RefSeq and is a predicted model, not a curated record.
CGAGCGUGUGAGCAUGUCUGGCCGGGGCAAGGGCGGCAAGGGGCUCGGCAAGGGCGGCGCCAAGCGCCACCGCAAGGUGCUGCGCGACAACAUCCAGGGCAUCACCAAGCCGGCCAUCCGCCGCCUGGCUCGGCGCGGCGGCGUCAAGCGCAUCUCGGGGCUCAUCUACGAGGAGACGCGCGGCGUGCUCAAGGUCUUCCUGGAGAACGUCAUCCGCGACGCCGUCACCUACACGGAGCACGCCAAGAGGAAGACGGUCACGGCCAUGGACGUGGUCUACGCCCUCAAGCGCCAGGGUCGCACUCUCUACGGCUUCGGCGGCCAGCACGGCCUGGAUGUUGGGCAGCACACCGCCCUGCGCGAUCGUCACCUUGCCCAGCAGCUUGUUGAGCUCCUCGUCGUUGCGGAUGGCGAGCUGCAGGUGGCGCGGGAUGAUGCGCGUCUUCUUGUUGUCGCGGGCCGCGUUGCCCGCCAGCUCCAGGAUCUCGGCCGUCAGGUACUCCAGCACGGCCGCCAGGUACACCGGCGCGCCCGCGCCCACGCGCUCCGCGUAGUUGCCCUUGCGCAGCAGCCGGUGCACGCGGCCCACGGGGAACUGCAGCCCGGCCCGCGACGAGCGCGACUUGGCCUUGGCCCGCGCCUUGCCGCCCUGCUUCCCGCGACCCGACAUCUUGCCGCGCUCCUCGCUCGCUCCGCACACAAAGCACCGCCGACACCGACACGCAGCGACACCGACACCGCCGCCCUCAGCCCUCCGCCUUUAUAUCCCCUCCCUGCGCGCCACCGCCGCCUCCUGAUAGGCCCAGCCCUCCUCUCGGGCCACGCGCUGCCCAAUGGCGCAGCGAAUCUCACGCUGACCAAUCGCGACGGCCGCAGCGCCCAGAGGCUCCGCCCGCUCCCUCCGGGAGCCAUGGCGCGCACGAAGCAGACGGCGCGGAAGUCGACGGGCGGCAAGGCGCCCCGCAAGCAGCUGGCCACCAAGGCUGCCCGCAAGAGCGCGCCGGCCACGGGCGGCGUCAAGAAGCCGCACCGCUACCGGCCCGGCACGGUGGCGCUGCGCGAGAUCCGGCGCUACCAGAAGUCCACGGAGCUGCUGAUCCGCAAGCUGCCCUUCCAGCGCCUGGUGCGCGAGAUCGCGCAGGACUUCAAGACCGACCUGCGCUUCCAGAGCUCGGCCGUCAUGGCGCUGCAGGAGGCCAGCGAGGCCUACCUGGUGGGGCUCUUCGAGGACACCAACCUGUGCGCCAUCCACGCCAAGCGCGUCACCAUCAUGCCCAAGGACAUCCAGCUGGCCCGCCGCAUCCGCGGAGAGCGCGCGUAAGCCUUGUGAGAUGUUUGCUACCUGCUUU